AUGAAGAGAUGGGUUAAAAGAGCAUCAAAAUCUGAGGAAAUAGCAUUAAAGUUGGAAGAGGCAAAUAAAUCACUUCAGGAACAGUGUCAAAAUCAAGAUGCAGUGAUUGCCAAUUUAGAUGAGCAGGUGAACCAUUUGCUUUCCAUUGAGCAAACCUUAUCAUCAGAAAAAGAAAAUGCAGAAAAAGAAGUAGAAUGUUGGGCUUCUGAAGCUAUGCGCUAUCAUGUACAAGCAAAUGAUGCCAAGAAUUAUGCUUCAGGAUUAAGAAGCAUGGCCCAACAAAUAGCAGAUGGUGAACCAAUGACUAGAAAUGAAUUCCAUCAGUUUUUUGGGCUAAUCAGAGAUGGGAUUAAUGAGAUAGCAGCAUAUAACGGGGCAAAUCCUUCUUCAUCUGAACAGCAGUUCACUGCCAAUGUUCCACCAGCACAAGUGCCGAUUAUAAACUUGACAACUGAUGACUCACAUAGGAUGAGAUACUCUAAACCUGUUGAUUAUGACAAAUUGACCGCUCUAGAAGAAAGAUUGAGAGCAGUCGAAGGGGCAGACUUAUAUGAUCCUGUUCAUGCUGCAGAGAUGUGUUUAGUCCCAAAUGUAGCUGUACCUAAAGAAUUUAGGAGGAUAGAACAAGCAAUAAGAAUGGGAAGAAUGUUAGAGCCUACUGAGAAGAAAGGCUUUAUCAGGAAAAAGAAGGAGUCUGAGGUGAACAAUAUGGAAGGAGGGUACAAGGGUAAGAAGAAAAAUUACCAUCACCAUAACUUCCAAAGACCUACCCAACAAGUUGCAAGUGUAAGCUUCACUAAACCUUUCCCUCCCAACCAGCAAAACCAACCAAAUGACCAACAAAGUAACCAGAUUGUUAACCCUCCAAGAAGGAAUUUUCAAAGAACCCAAGAACGAUUGCCACCAUUACCACUUCCCUUGGGAGAAAUGUAUUCGAAGUUGUUGAGUAUUGGCUGUAAUGCAUUAAAAAACAAGCUCCUUCAAUUGAUAAAAGCUGGAUGGAUAACUUUUGAUGAUGCAUCGAAUGUGAAUUCCAACUCUUUACCCAAUCAUGCUACAAGCAGUGGAGGGGUGAAUGCUAUCGGAGUAGAGGGUAAGAAGGAAAGAACUUUGAAGGUUUCCAUGGAAAAACUGUACGGUAUGAUGGUACAGUCUGGAUAUUUAUCCGAGUUUGAACCAGUAAUGAAUGGAAAUAAUUACUGUAAGUUUCAUGCCAAGGUGGGACAUCACAUUGAUGAUUGCGAAGAAUUUCACCAAAGAGUGAAAAGGAUGCUGAUUUUCGGCAUGAUACGGAUAGAAAGUGAAGAAGAAAGCAGUGAAGUGGGGAUGAUAGGCGGCCAGGAGAAAAAAAGAGAGGUUUGCAGACUCCAACCAACUGUGGGUGGUCCGCCAAAACUAAUCCUAAUCAAGCCUGUAUGUACCAAUAAUGGAAGUUAUGGCACAAUGCCUUACAAUUAUGGGUAUGCUUUCAACAUUAAAAAUCCAACUCUUAUCUUCCAUACUGAAAUCGGUGGUUUAACUCGAAGUGGUCGGUGUUUUACACCAGAAGAAUUAGAGAGGCAGAGGAAAGCUAAAGGAAAAGAAACAGUUGAGGCUUUUAAAGAUAUGGAAGUGAACAAACCCAUAAGUGAAGAGGAGUCUAAUGAAUUUCUGAAGUUGAUGAAGCAUAGUGAGUAUAGUAUAGUAGAUCAGUUGAAGAAAACUCCUGCUAGAAUCUCUUUAAUGUCACUUAUCUUGAGUUCUGAGUUACACCGUAAAGCAUUGCAAAAGGUGUUGAAUGAAGCAUAUGUGCCACAGGAUAUUACUCAAGAUACAAUGGAGCAUUUGGUGGGAAGAAUUCAAGCCUCCAAUUACUUAUAUUUCACUGAAGAUGAGCUAGAACCGGAAGGGACUGGGCAUAACAAGCCCUUGUAUAUCACUGUGAAAUAUAAGGACUGUCUGAUCGGCAAAGUGCUUGUGGAUAAUGGUUCAGCUUUGAAUAUGCUACCAAGGUAUAUGCUGGAUGAGAUGCCAAUUGGUGCUACUCAUAUGAGGCCAAGUACUAUGACGGCUAGAGCAUAUGAUGUGAUGGAUAUCCAUCCUUCCUAUAGCAUGUUAUUAGGAAGGCCAUGGAUACACGCCUCUGGGGCUGUGACAUCAUCUCUACACCAAUGCCUGAAGUACAUCAUCAAUGGUACUUUAGUGAAAGUUAAGGCAGAAGAAACCUUGUCCAUGAUAAGGAAUGUGGCGGUCCCUUAUAUUGAAGCAGAAGAUUGCAAAGAUGGAGAUCUCCAUGCCUUCGAGAUUGUGAACACCGAAUGGGUACUGGAGAAUACUGUGUUAAGAAGACCAGCUAUUUCUAGUACUGCUAGAAUGAUAGCUAAAUGCUUUUUAAAACAUGGGCUACCAUUCCAGAAUGAUCUAAUUGCUGGAAAUCAUAAAAGAGUCAACAUGAUGAAAAUUAAGGUCGUUGAUCAGAGGUUUGGGCUUGGCUUCAAGCCUAAGAAAGAUGAUCAUAAAAGAGCUGCUAGGAUAAAGCGAGAGAGAAGGUUGGCCAGAAUAGAAGGAAGAAAGCCAGAGGAAGAAGACAUUGCAAUCCCACCUAUCCAUGUUUCUUUUCCAAAGUCAGCAUAUGUGAUGAAACCUGAAAACAUGAUGGAAGUCUUGGGACAGAAACUUGCUGUCAUGGAUAUCAACAAUGUAGAAGAAGGUGAAGAGAAAGGCUGGAACUGUGAUGAUGAGCCAAUAACAAUAAAAGAAGAUGAAUUGUUACCACAGUUAACUAUCCAUGCUCUAGAAGAAGCUCCAACCAACGCCUUUGUGCGAAAGCUUUCAGUUGAAGAAGUAUUCCAGAAUUGGGAGAUUGAAGAAGCCCCAAUUUCGGAGCAUGCUUGGAAACCUGCGAAGGAAGAACUAGAGGUGAUAAAUGUAGGCACCGAGCAAGAUAAAAGAGAGUUAAAGAUUGGAACUCUGAUCACUACAGAAGAAAGAUGCAGUUUAACUUCAUUACUACAAGAGUAUAUCGAUGUGUUUGCCUGGUCUUAUACAGAUAUGCCUGGUUUAGACAUUGAUAUUGUAGUACACAGAUUACCUUUGAUAGAAGGAUGUAAACCUGUUAAGCAGAAAUUAAGAAGAACUCGCCCAGAUAUUGUGCUCAAAGUCAAGGCAGAGAUAGAGAAGCAGUGGGAUGCCGGUUUUCUAGAAGUUAUUAAAUACCCUCAAUGGGUAUCUAAUAUAGUGGUGGUACCAAAAAAAGAUAACAAAAUCAGAGUAUGUGUAGAUUUCAGGGAUCUAAACAAAGCCAGUCCAAAGGAUGAUUUUCCUUUGCCUCACAUAGAUGUCCUGGUAGACAAUGCUGCUAGGAGUUCAACUUACUCCUUCAUGGAUGGAUUUUCCGGUUAUAACCAGAUUAAAAUGGCUGAAGAAGAUAAAGAGAAGACCACUUUUGUCACACCAUGGGGAACAUUCUGCUACAAAGUGAUGCCAUUCGGGUUGAAGAAUGCUAGAGCCACGUAUCAAAGGGCAAUGGUGACACUUUUCCAUGAUAUGAUGCAUAAAGAGAUUGAAGUGUAUGUGGAUGAUAUGAUUGCCAAGUCUAAGAAUGAAGAAGAUCAUGUUCAGGUUCUAAGAAAAUUAUUUGAAAGACUAAGAAAGUAUCAGUUGAAGCUGAAUCCUUCAAAAUGCUCGUUUGGGGUAAAGUCUGGAAAGUUGCUAGGAUUUGUGAUAAGCAAUAAAGGAAUAGAGGUCAAUCCUGAUAAAGUGAAAGCAAUUCAGGCUAUGACGGUUCCUAAAACCGAGAAAGAAGUAAGAGGUUUCUUAGGACGUUUGAAUUACAUUGCUCGAUUCAUAUCUCAGUUAACAACAACAUGUGAGCCAAUUUUUCGAUUACUUCGGAAAAAGAACCCUGGUAUAUGGGACAAAGAUUGUUAAAAGGCUUUUGAUAAAAUAAAGCAAUACUUACAGAAUCCACCUUUACUCGUGCCCCCUAUGCCUGGAAGACCUUUGAUCUUGUAUUUGACAGUAACUGAGGUAGCAAUGGGCUGUGUGUUGGGACAACAUGAUGAGUCUGGAAGAAAGGAGCAAGCUAUCUAUUAUCUGAGUAAGAAGUUUACAGAUUGUGAAUCCAGAUAUACUGUGACUGAGAAGCUAUGUUGUGCUCUUGUAUGGAGUAUGAAGUGUCUUCGACAAUAUAUGUUGUAUUAUACCACCUGGUUGAUCUCAAAAAUGGAUCCUCUUAAAUACAUCUUUGAGAAACCCUACUUGUCAAGCCGAAUAGCAAGAUGGCAAGUGAUGUUGGCUGAGUAUGACAUUGUAUACAAGACAAGAAAAUCUGUAAAAGGAAGUGUAAUUGCUGAUCAUCUAGCAGAUAAUGCUAUCAAUGACUACGAGCCUUUGAAAUUUGACUUCCCGGAUGAGGAUGUGUUGAUAGUAGAAGAGGACAAAGAAAAGAAUGAUUGGUGGAUCAUGUAUUUUGAUGGGGCAGUGAAUGUUUCUGGUAAUGGAGCAGGCGCUGUGAUAAUCUCACCUGAUAAGAAGCAAUAUCCCGUCUUAGUCAAACUACAAUUUGAAUGCACUAACAAUACUGCUGAAUAUGAAGCUUGUAUCCUUGGAUUAGAAGCUGCUUUAGAGAUGAAAAUAAAGAAGCUUGAUGUCUAUGGGGAUUCAAUGUUAAUAAUCUGUCAAGUGAAAGGCGAAUGGCAGACCAAGGAAGAAAAAUUGAUACCAUAUCAACAAUAUCUCUCGAAACUGACUGAGGGCUUUGAUGAGAUAGAUUUUACCCACAUGGGAAGAGACAAAAACCAGUUUGCUGAUGCUUUGGCAACCUUAGCUUCUAUGGCCAAAACUGAUUACGGAGUAAGGGUACAACCAAUCUGCAUUGAGAUUAGAAAUUUUCCAGCUCAUUGUUGUUCAAUUGAAGGAGAAAUAGAUGGGAACCCAUGGUUUUAUGACAUCAAGCAGUUUAUCCAAUAUCAAGAGUAUCCCUUGGGGGCAUCCAAAGCAGAUAUGAAGACCUUGAGAAGGUUGGCUCUGGAAUUUUACCUGGAUGGAGAAAUUCUAUACAAAAGGUCAUUCAAUGGGACUUUAUUGAGAUGUCUAGAUGAAAUCGAAGCUAAGGUAGCAUUGCAAGAAAUUCAUGAAGGAAUUUGUGCAACUCAUACAAGUGGGCAUAUGAUGGCUAAACAAUUACAACGAUCUGGGUAUUUCUGGAUGACCAUGGAGAAAGAUUGCAUCGAUUAUGUCAGGAAAUGUCAUAAAUGUCAAGUGUAUAGUGAUAAGAUAAAUGCACCUCCAGCUCCUCUAUUUAAUAUGACAUCACCAUGGCCAUUUGCAAUGUGGGGAAUAGAUGUGAUUGGGCCAAUCAACCCAAAGGCCAGUAAUAAGCAUCAAUUUAUCUUAGUAGCCAUUGAUUACUUCACAAAGUGGGUGGAGGCCAGCUCUUAUGCCCAUGUAACUCAAAAGGUGGUCAAGAGUUUUAUUGAGAAAGAUUUGAUCUGUCGGUAUGGUUCACCUGAGAAGAUAGUGACCGACAAUGCCCAGAAUUUUAAUGGAAAAAUGAUCACAGAAUUGUGUAUGAAGUGGAAAAUUAAACAUUCAAACUCAUCUCCCUACAGACCAAAGAUGAAUGGUGCUGUCGAAGCUGCAAACAAGAAUAUCAAGAAGAUUAUCCAGAAGAUGGUAGUCACUUACAAGGAUUGGCACGAGAUGCUUCCUUUUGCUCUACAUGCAUAUCGCAUAGCAGUAAGAACAUCUACUGGAGCUACACCUUAUUCACUAGUAUUUGGGAUGGAGGCGGUGAUGCCUUUGGAAGUAGAAAUUCCAUCUUUGAGAGUACUAAUAGAAUCUGAACUAGAAGAAGCUGAAUGGGCUAAAGUGAGAUAUGAGCAGCUAAACAUGAUAAGUGAGAAGAGGUUGGCUGCAAUUUGUCAUCACCAGCUAUACCAAAGAAGGAUGGCUAAAGCAUAUGACCGGAAAGUCCGACCAAGAGAAUUCAAAGAAGGGGAUCUUGUACUCAAAAAAAUUUUACCACUACCAAGUGAAGACCGAAGCAAGUGGGCACCAAACUAUGAAGGCCUAUAUGUAGUGAAGAAAGCAUUCUCCGGAGGGGCUAUGUUGUUAACUAGGAUGGAUGGAGAUGAUUUACCUAGGCCCGUGAACUCUGAUUCUGUGAAAAAG
Messenger RNA from Populus euphratica (Euphrates poplar), 6153 nucleotides. RefSeq lists its product as uncharacterized. The transcript has 6 exons. Gene Ontology annotation, biological process: DNA integration. Lineage: Eukaryota; Viridiplantae; Streptophyta; Magnoliopsida; Malpighiales; Salicaceae. The annotation marks the transcript as partial. Gene Ontology annotation, molecular function: RNA-DNA hybrid ribonuclease activity; nucleic acid binding. The record is from RefSeq and is a predicted model, not a curated record.